Gambusia affinis (western mosquitofish) is the source of this 410-nucleotide messenger RNA. RefSeq names its product parvalbumin 5 (gene pvalb5). The transcript is spliced from 4 exons. Lineage: Eukaryota; Metazoa; Chordata; Actinopteri; Cyprinodontiformes; Poeciliidae. Gene Ontology annotation, molecular function: calcium ion binding. Bases 2 to 328 code for a protein of 108 amino acids. Gene Ontology annotation, cellular component: cytoplasm; nucleus. The record is from RefSeq and is a predicted model, not a curated record.
CAUGGCAUUUGCUGGGAUGUUGAGUGAAGAGGACGUCAAAGCUGCAGUCCAAGCUUGUCAAGCUCCAGGCACAUUUGACUUCAAGUUGUUCUUUGCACGAGUGGGACUUACUGGCUUGUCUGAGGCAGACAGGAAGAAAGUGUUUACUGUCCUGGACCAAGACAAGAGCGGAUUCAUUGAGGAAGAGGAGCUGAAAUUGUUCCUGCAGAACUUCUGUCCAGCUGCCAGAGAGCUCUCAGUGACCGAAACGAAGGCUUUGAUGGCAGCAGGGGAUAAAGACAGCGAUGGCAAAAUUGGGAUAGAAGAGUUCUGUGAUCUUUUGAACUGAAGAUGAAAAUACUCAAAGCAUAAAUUUGGAAUUCUUCACUCUUCAUUGGCUGAUGAAAAGAAGGACUAAAUUCUGUACCUGC